This is a messenger RNA of Cuscuta europaea, 2407 nucleotides long. Lineage: Eukaryota; Viridiplantae; Streptophyta; Magnoliopsida; Solanales; Convolvulaceae. The record is from the annotation of a GenBank genome assembly.
GUUGUUUCCAAAAAGCACAAAGGAGGAGGAUGGAGGUAAACGUAGGGAGCAAAGUAAACGAUUUUAACGGGUGCCUCUUGGGGAGGAAAAGAACUAAAGAAGCCGAAUAAAAUAUGGAGAGCGAGCAGUUGCCGGCUGGGUUAAUGGUAACUGUAAUCAAUCUUACCCGCCGGAAUUGGGGUUAUAAAUGCUCUUAUCUUCUUCUGCUACUUAAAAGACAAAAAGGUAUACUAUACUUUAAGACAAAGACACGGACACGUGGAAAAAACCCACACUCAACAGUCAACUCAUCAGCUCAUUCCUGGGUUUUUGUUUCUGCUCAUCCUCAUACGUCAUCACACCCUUUUUUAGCAAAUUCACUUCCACCUUCUCUCUUGCAUCCUAUCGCUAUAAAAACCGUUUCUUGAUAUCAACUAAAGAUUUCAAAUAUCUGGUCGAUCAACUUUCUUUGACUUAAGGAAAGCUAUAAGUGAGUGGGAAGUGAGUUGUUUCCUUGAUGGGUGGUGUUUGUUCGUUGAAGAGAGAGUACUACAAUGCCGAUGAACAUCUACACAGGAGAGGCACCUCCGGCAGAUACUUCAAAUGCCGGAGUUCAAAGUGGCUGGCAUCCUCUUUCUUUCCACUGGUUGUGGACUGUAGUCCUGAAGGAAGCGUUUCUCGAUCUCUUAUGGAGCUAUGCAUUCACAAAAUUCGAGAGGUCUAUCUAGCUAAAGGCUAUAGCCAGGAUGUUAGGAGAUAUGGUUCCUUUUCUAUCUUGCCAAGAGAUGUCAGCCAAUUGAUAUUCAAUGAUCUCAUUUAUUCGUGCUGUCUUUCAGACAACUCCAUUGAAGCCUUUAGACACUGUGCAUUGCAAGAUAUGGUCCUUAGAGAAUAUCCAGGAGUGAGUGACAGUUGGAUUGAUGUCAUUGCUUCACAAGGAUCAUCCUUACUCUCUCUUGAUUUUUCGAGCGCUGAGGUCACAGAUGGUUCAUUCUUUCUCCUCCUUGAGAAUUGUUCAAACCUCCAAGCUUUAACCAUUAGACAUUGUGAUCAAAUUACUGGAAAUGGACUGAAGCAAGUAAGCGGCUUCCACAAGUUGACACAUUUGGGUAUCAAAAACAGCAUGACAGCCACUGCUGAGCAAAUGCGGUUUCUUACCAGUUUAGUCAAUUUGGUAAAGCUGGAAAUAGAGAGGUGCCCUCGAGUCCAUGGAGGACUCGUUCAUAUUGAAGAUUUAACCACACUUGAAUCUCUCAACAUCAGAGGUUGUAAAUGCAUAGUGGAUUCAGACAUGAAAUCUCUUGCAGGGCUUGUCAAUUUGAAGGAACUGCAGACUUCCUAUGUUAACCUGACAGAUGCUGGGGUGUUCUAUUUGAAAGGUCUGAGAAAGCUUGGCUUGUUAAACAUGGAGGGAUGCCACAUUACUGCUGCAUCUUUGGAUUAUCUUUCAGUACUUUGUUCAUUGCAGUAUCUCAAUUUAAGUAGAACAGACCUGAAGGAUGCCGGCUGUGAGAAAUUUUCAAUGCUGAUCAAAUUGAAGGUGUUAAACAUAGGACAUAACAAUAUUACUGAUGAAUGUUUGGUCCAUCUACAAGGGUUAACAAAUAUUGAGUGCCUGAACUUGGAUAGUUGUCGGAUUGGGGACGAUGGGCUAGCUAAUUUAGCAGGCCUUAUUAACUUGAAAAUUUUGGAGCUGUCGCAUGAUAAAAUUGGAAAUUAUGGGAUUCAGCAUCUCUCAGGUUUGAUCAAUCUGGAGGAUCUGAACCUGUCAUUCACCUUAGUCACAGAUGAUGGUUUGGAAAAGUUGUGUGGAUUAAGAUCUUUAAGGUCAAUUAAUCUGGAUAUUCGCCAUAUUACUGAUUCAGGUGUUGCUGCACUUACAGGGUUAACUGGAUUAACUCACCUGGACCUUUUUGGAGCUCAUAUAACAGAUUCUGGGACAAAAUAUUUGCCAUAUUUCAACAAUCUCCAGUCACUGGAUGUAUGUGGGGGUGGGUUAACAGAUGAUGGUGUCAAGAACAUAAAACAUCUUUCUUUCUUGAUGGUACUAAACCUAUCACAGAACCCCAGCUUGACAAAUAUGACCUUGCAUCACUUGUCAGGGCUAACAGGGUUGGUGUCUCUUAAUGUCUCUUAUUCUCGGAUUACCAACAAUGGCCUGCAGCAUCUCAAGUCUUUAAAGAACCUGCGCUCCCUUUCUUUAGACUGUUGCAAUGAUAGUGUAACUGCAGAUGAGCUUCAAAAGCUACAGCUGAGCGCCCUUCCCAACCUCAUGAAGUUUAGUCCGGAGCUCUAAGACCAUGUUUUUGUAGUACUUUUUGUCUACCCUCAUUGACCAGUUUCGUGUAUUGUGGAAUUAUUAUAGAAAAAUAAAAGCACAUAUAAAGUCAAAAUACUCUGCCAGCUGUGAUUAAUAAUAAUAUAUUAG